Messenger RNA from Geodia barretti, 1008 nucleotides. Lineage: Eukaryota; Metazoa; Porifera; Demospongiae; Tetractinellida; Geodiidae. The record is from the annotation of a GenBank genome assembly.
AUGGAAAAGACCAACAACAACGAGAACGAAGCAAUUGUCACUCAAGGCCUGGUGCGGGAGUUCGGCCAGGUUAAGGCGGUAGACGGGGUCGAUCUGUCGGUCCAUCGAGGUGAGAUUUACGGCUUCCUGGGGCCCAACGGCGCAGGCAAGACAACCGUAAUCCGGAUGCUAAUCACCCUGCUUUCGCCGACCGCCGGUACCAUUAGCGUGGCCGGUUUUGACGCGGUAGCCCAACCGGACCAGGUGCGCCUUCGCAUCGGCGCCGCCCUGCAGGAAGCGGCGCUGGACGCCAAGCAAACGGGGCGGGAAUUGUUGACCCUUCAAGGCAGGCUGUAUGGGCUUCGGGGGCGCGAAAUAGCGGCGCGUAUGGCCGAUCUGACCGACCUCAUCGACAUCGGCGAUGCCAUGGGACGCUUGAUCGGAACCUACUCCGGCGGAAUGAAGCGGCGGCUGGACCUGGCUGCUGCCCUGAUUCACCAACCGGAGAUCUUGUUUCUGGACGAACCCACCACGGGUUUGGACCCCAUUAGCCGCAGCCGCAUCUUCGACGAAGUGGGAAAGAUCAAUACCGAGCUUGGAGUCACUAUAUUCCUCACAACCCAGUACCUGGAGGAGGCCGACGCCCUGGCUCACCGGGUAGGCGUCAUAGACCGGGGACGGUUAGCCGCCCAGGGAACACCCGCGGAACUGAAACGCUCCAGGGGGUCCGACCUAAUAAUCGUCAAGCUGGAGGCCGAGGCAUCCACCCAAGUAACUGCCACCCUGCUUGCCCUACCUUCGGUGGAGGCGGUGGACGCCCACGAUUCGGAGUUGACGGUCAGCACCGUUAACGGAGCGGCCCUGAUCAGCUCUGUAGCGCUGAAAUUGAACGAACUGGGAGUGGGAGUCCGGGAACUGACCCUGCGCACACCAACCCUGGACGACGUAUUCCUGCAGGUUACCGGUUACAGACUGAGCCAAGACGAAACCGGACAAGCCUCCGAAGAGGCUGAGGAUGAAGCGGGUUAA